AUGAAAAGUUCAUUAUUUACCAUUAUACUGUUAAUAAUUGACAUUAAGUUAAUUAACGCUUUAAAUUUAAAAUUCAUUAAGGGUCCCAACUUGGAUAUUGAUAUAGAUCCCCUGGGACGUCACCCUUCACUUACUCCAAAUCCUAAAUUGUUAAAAAAAGGCAAAAAUGGUGCUAUUGCUUCAGAUUUAGAAAUUUGUUCAAAUUUAACAAUAAAUUCCAUCUUUAAAAAAUUCCCUAAUUCUAAUGCAGCGGAUGCUGCUGUAACUCAAACAUUAUGUAUUGGAUUAAUUAAUUCUUUCAAUAGUGGUAUUGGUGGCGGUGGAUAUGCAGUCUUUGGAUCAUCAGAUCUUAAAAAACAAGAUCAUUUAACUAUUGAUUUUCGUGAACAAGCUCCUGGGGCAGCUGAUAAAGAUAUGUUUGAGGAUUGUCCUGAUGCAUCGAAAGCUGGUGGGUUAUCUAUUGCUGUCCCUGGAGAAAUAGCUGGGAUUUACGAAUUAUUUAAAAAAAGAGGUAGCGGGCAAGUAACAUGGUAUAAUUUAGUCAAACCUGUAGCUGAAUUAGCUAUUAAAGGAUGGGAAGUCGAUGAAGUGCUAAGUGCAGCAUUAGAAGUAUAUGAACCAUAUUUAACCACCGAAGAACAAGCAGAAGAUUGGGCAUUUGUAUUAAAUAGUACCAAAAACGGUGUUAAAAGACGCGGUGAUUGGAUUAGUAGACCAAAGUUUGGACAAAUGUUAUUGGAAUUGGCACAUAAUGGUAGUUCUAAACCAUUUUAUGAUCCUGAAAGAUGGAUUGUUCAAUCAAUGUUGAAGGUGAUUAAGAAACAUGAUGGUAUUAUUACUGGAGAUGAUUUUGCCAAUUAUUUUGUUAAUUCGAGUAAACCUAUUAAUGUAACAUUUAGGUCUGGGUUUGAAUAUGCCCCUGAUAAUGAUCUCACAUUAAUUACAUCCACAGGCUCUAGUUCUGGUGCAGCUCUCUUAUCUGCUAUUAAGAUACUAGAUAAUUUUGAAAGCAUUGAAGGUAGUGAUUAUUUUGAAGAACAAUCUUUCCAAUUAAUUGAGACAAUGAAAUGGAUGGCGUCAGCAAGAAGUCGAUUAGGUGAUUAUUGUGUUGAUUAUAAAAAAGAUAAAUUACCAUCAAGAAUUGGGGAGAUCAUGGAUGAAGAUGUAUGGAUCCAAAAUGCAGUAGAAAAGAUUAAAAAUAAUAGUAAUUUGAAAGAGACAUGCCCCAAGGGGAAACGUAGGGAUUCCAAUAAUGAGACCUGUAUUUAUAAUAGAUUCCAAACACUAAAUUCUUGGAAAGAAUAUGACCCUAUCUAUGAGAUGAAUGAACCACAUGGUACAGCACAUUUUAGUAUUGUAGAUAGAUUUGGUAAUGCAGUAUCAUUAACUACAACAAUUAAUCUUUUAUUUGGAUCAUUAGUCCAUGAUCCUAAGACAGGUGUCAUCUUCAACAACGAAAUGGAUGAUUUUUCGCAACCUGGCAAAUCCAAUACUUUUGGAUUAGCUGCUUCCAAGUUUAAUUUCCCAGAACCUCUAAAGAGACCAUUAUCUAGUGCUGCUCCUGCGAUUAUCUUUAAUGAAUUAGGUUCUGUAGAAUUAGUCAUUGGUGCAUCUGGCGGAUCAAGAAUAACUACGAGCAUAUUACAAAAUAUCUUUAGAUUAUAUUGGAGUAAAAUGCCCUUACUAGAAAGUAUAGCUUACCCUAGAAUUCAUCAUCAAUUAUUACCGAAUAGAGUCGAAGUAGAGAGCUAUGCAAUGAUAGGGAAAGAAAGUAUUAAAGCCAUCAAAGCUAUGGGCCAUAAAGUAAUAGAACAAAUUCCCAAGAGUGUUGUCAACGGUAUUCAAAGAGUCAAUGGAGAUUGGCAUGCUGUGAGUGAUUACUGGAGGAAAAGAGGGGUGUCCAGUACCUUUUGA
Messenger RNA from Henningerozyma blattae CBS 6284, 1914 nucleotides. RefSeq names its product gamma-glutamyltransferase (gene ECM38). Gene Ontology annotation, biological process: glutathione catabolic process. The transcript has a single exon. Gene Ontology annotation, molecular function: glutathione gamma-glutamate hydrolase. Gene Ontology annotation, cellular component: plasma membrane; fungal-type vacuole. Bases 1 to 1914 code for a protein of 637 amino acids. The record is from RefSeq and is a predicted model, not a curated record. NCBI's taxonomy places the organism in Eukaryota, Fungi, Ascomycota, Saccharomycetes, Saccharomycetales, Saccharomycetaceae.